Molecule: messenger RNA, 3682 nt
Organism: Podarcis muralis (Common wall lizard)
Lineage: Eukaryota; Metazoa; Chordata; Lepidosauria; Squamata; Lacertidae
Source: RefSeq, a predicted model, not a curated record
UCAUCUACUUGCCUGUCACCAGAUGGCUGGAGACUAUGAAGUGCCUCUCUGCUGCUCUGAUCCCACGCAGGGAAAAAACAAGCAGGAGGGAGUAAAACAAAUGGGUUGGAAUGAAGGAAGGAACAAAAGAAAGAAAAGGAGAUGCUGGCAAGAGAAGAGAGUAUAGUGAGAUGCUUAAGAGGUGAGGAAGGCUGAAGCUCACAUAUUCGGUUGAAAUAACUAUCUGAACAUAGCAUUCCUCUUCUCUCUUUUGACCCAAAUGGUAGAUGGCAAAGCAAUAUGGAAACAUUUACACCCUUUGGGCAGGAUAUCAACCCUUCAUAAUAGUGUCUGGAUUCCAACCAGUGAAAGAAGCUCUCAUUGACCACUCUGAAGAAUUUGAAGACCGACUACAGACUCCUUUCAUUAUGGCUAUGACAAAAGGAAAAGGUAUUAUAUUUUCAAAUGGUCACACCUGGAGGCAACAUAGACGCUUUGGUGUAGUCACUCUGCGGAAGCUGGGACUGGGGAAGAAAGGCAUGGAGCAGCAAGUAGCAGAGGAGGCCCAUCAGCUCGUGGAGGUUUUUGCACAUUCAAAGGGGCAACCACUUGACCCCUCCAUGCCCAUCACUAAUUCAGUCUCCAACGUGAUAUGUGCUGUGGCUUUUGGGCACCGGUUUGCUCUUGAGGAUGAACAGUUCAAGAAGCUGAUAGAAGACUUGGAUUUUCUCUCAAAAUUUCUAGGAAGCUUCAUUCAUGCUCUUUGUGAAAUUCUCCCAUGGCUCAUGAAACAUCUCCCAGGGCCCCACAAGAAGGCCUUGUCCUGCAUGGAGAUGGUGCUUUCAUAUGCAAAGGAGGAGAUAGAGAAGCAUAAGGAGAAUCAGUCUCUGCAUGAUCCACAGGAUCUCAUUGAUUUCUAUCUGCUUCAGAUGGAGAAAAGCAAAAACGACCCAGAGUCCACCUAUGAUGAAGAAAACAUGGCUUAUAGUAUUUCCAUGCUCUUCAUAGCAGGGACAUCCACAGCCACCAGUUCUCUGAAAUGGGCACUUCUCCUCCUGGCAAGUCACCCAGAUAUCCAAGAUAAAGUCCACAAGGAGAUAGAAGAUGCUUUAGGUUCUCCUCACACAAUCUGCUAUCAAGAUACGAAGAAGCUGCCCUACACCAAUGCUGUGAUUCAUGAAAUGCAGCGCUUUAAAUAUGCCGUAUUUUUCGGGUCUCCUAGGCAAUGUACAAAGGAUGUGAAGAUGCGUGGUUUUCUCUUUCCCAAGGGGACUGCCGUUCUUUUUGAUCUGCGCUCUGUUCUUCUUGAUCCAACACGAUGGGAGACUCCUGCAGAGUUCAACCCGAAUCAUUUCUUGGACAAGAAUGGACAAUUUGUGGACAGAGAAGAAUAUCUGCCAUUUGGUGCAGGGUCUCGCAUGUGUUUGGGAAUGCAGCUGGCAAAGAUCGAAAUCUUCAUCUUCCUGACCAGCUUGCUGAGAAAAUUCAGCUUCCAGCUGCCAGAAGGAGUGAAAGAACUCAAUCAAGAGCCUUUACUAGGGGCUACAACACAUCCACAUCCUUAUAAACUCUGUCUCUGGUCAAAUAGGCACUAUCCUCCUGGACCUCUCCAGCUUCCUCUCAUUGGAGGCGUGUGGCGGAUUGGGGUGAAGCUUCGUGAUGAUACUUUUAUUAAGAUGGCAAAGCAAUAUGGAAACAUUUACACCCUUUGGGCAGGAUAUCAACCCUUCAUAAUAGUGUCUGGAUUCCAAGCAGUGAAAGAAGCGCUCAUUGACCACUCUGAAGAACUUGAAGACCGACCACAGACUCCUUUCCUUAUGACUAUAGCAAACGGAAAGGGUAUUCCAUUUUCCAAUGGGCACACCUGGAGGCAACAGAGACGCUUUGGUGUGGUUACUAUGCGGAAGCUGGGACUGGGGAAGAAAGGCAUGGAGCAGCAAGUAGCAGAGGAGGCGCAUCAGCUCGUGGAGGUUUUUGCACGUUCAAAGGGGCAACCACUUGACCCCUCCAUGCCCAUCACUAAUUCAGUCUCCAACGUGAUAUGUGCUAUGGCUUUUGGGCACCGGUUUGCUCUUGAAGAUGAAAGGUUCCAGAAGCUGAUAGAAGCCAUGAAUUUCUCCCUAAAAUUUAUAGGAAGCUUCGUUCAUGCUCUUUAUGAAAUGCUCCCAUGGCUCAUGAAACAUCUCCCAGGGCCCCACAAGAAGGCCUUGUCCUGCACAGAGAUGGUGCUUUCAUUUGCAAAGGAGGAGAUAGAGAAGCAUAAGGAGAAUCAGUCUCUGCAUGAUCCACAGGAUUUCAUUGAUUUCUAUCUACUUCAGAUGGAGAAAAGCAAAAACGACCCAGAGUCCACCUAUGAUGAAGAAAACAUGGCUUUUAAUAUUUCCGGGCUCUUUGUAGCAGGGACAUCCACAACCACCAGUUCUCUGAAAUGGGCACUUCUCCUCCUGGCAAGUCAUCCAGAUAUCCAAGAUAAAGUCCACAAGGAGAUAGAAGAUGCUUUAGGUUCUUCUCACACAAUCUGCUAUCAAGAUAAGAAGAAACUGCCCUACACCAAUGCUGUGAUUCAUGAAAUGCAGCGCUUUCAAUAUGCCUUAUUUAUGGGGGCUCCUAGGCAAUGUACAAAGGAUGUGAAGAUGCGUGGUUUUCUCUUUCCCAAGGGGACUGCCAUUCUUCUUGAUCUGCGCUCUGUUCUUCUUGAUCCAACACGAUGGGAGACUCCUGCAGAGUUCAACCCAAAUCAUUUCUUGGACAAGAAUGGACAAUUUGUGGACAGAGAAGAAUAUCUGCCAUUUGGUGCAGGGGCUCGCAUUUGUUUGGGAAUGCAGCUGGCAAAGAUCGAAAUCUUCAUCUUCCUGACCAGCUUGCUGAGAAAAUUCAGCUUCCAGCUGCCAGAAGGAGUGAAAGAACUCAAUCAAGAGCCUUUACUAGGGGUUACAACACAUCCCCAUCCUUAUAAACUCUGUGCUAUUCCCCGUGGCAAUGCAAACCUCUGAUUUUGUUUAAAAGCACUAUUUUCCUCUCAGUGUCCCUCUAGUCCUACUUUACUCAAACUUCUGUCAUUGCUUAAAACAGACACUUUUCCCUUUUAGUGUAAAACCCAUCUCACAAUAUUCAAACUGGAUGGCAGCAUGCUGUGGGCCAUGUGAAGGUGUCAGUUGCUUGCACAUUUAUUUUUGCUGUUUCUUAAUAAAAGUACAAAGGCAUAAGAGGAACUCUGCUGGACCAGGCAAGAUAGGACCCGUCUAGUUCUCCAGAUGUCUGUGGGAAGCCUCCAAACAGGAAACUGAACGCAACAGCACUCUCCUCACUUACAAUUUCCAGAAAGUGAUAUCCAUAGCCACAGUGUAGGCAGAACACAGCCCUUGUGGUUUGUACCCACUGAUAGCUUUAACCUCCAUGAUCCUAUCUGAUUCUCUUUCUGAGCCAUCCAAGUUGAUUGGAAUCACUACAUCUUCUGGGAGCAAAUUCCACAGUUUAAUGUUGCAGAAAUGUUGUAUUGGUCCUCACUUGAACUUAAUGAACCAGAAAGGGCGUGAGUCAAGCAUAUGUGUUAUGGUCAGAAGUCUCUUUGCCAGGGAUCAAUGAAGGUUUUGAUAGCAUAGUUAGAUAUAUCAGCCAGACACUCACAAGUACAGGCCUUGGAAAAGCUACCUCGCUCUAUGUGAAGUGCUGCUAGUAAGCUUUUCUCAUUUGUACUACUGAC